CUAAUUUUGUUUGGCUACAUUUGCUUCACUAAAUAAUAAUGUCUUUCUCUUAUAUGUUCUCUUAUAUGAAAGAUAUACCAUGAAAUAUGAAUGUGGCUCCCUUUUAAUUAAUUAAAAUUUGAUGCAUGAAGUCUAACAGAAUGUGGCUGAUCCUUAUUAUACUGCAUUUGGAAUUGCUGGUCCCACUCAGUCUUUCCUGUCCAAGUGCCUGUGUGUGUUUACCAAAUGGGGAUGUCACAUGCACAGGGGGAAUCACUGAAAUCCCACAUCUGGCAGGCAAUCAAACCUUCCGCCUAAAACUCAAUAACACUCUUAUAAAAAUCAUUCAUCCAAAAAGUCUUCAGCCUCUUGUCUCUUUACUACACCUCCAAAUCAGCCACAGUCCUCUUGCCACUAUUCACCCAGAAGCCUUUUAUGGUGCUCCUCAGCUGACGUCAGUUGUGUUGUCAUCUACCUCCAUCUCUGACCUUCCACCAAGAGUGUUCAGCAGCCUGGAGAACCUAGAGCAACUUCACAUCGAUGGGAAUCAACUGAUGUCUCUCCCUGCAGACAUUUUUGAACAUUUGGUCAACCUCACUGAACUGGACAUUAGCAAAAACCAAAUUACAAAUUUGGAUCUUAGAAUAUUCAAGAAUAUGACAAAAUUGACCUCCCUGAACCUGGGUAAGAACUUCCUACAAAUGAUCCCACAGAUGAUGUUCCACAACCUUAGACAGCUCAAGUCCCUGAUACUGUCCUCCAACCAGCUGAGGACUAUAGAAGAAGGCUCAUUCGAUCAUCUGAACAACCUGUUAUUACUCAUGCUGGAUAAAAAUCAAAUCCAAGAAAUCCCUCUUAGACUUUUUUGGCACAUGCCCUCAUUGUUAACCCUGACUCUAUCUAGCAACCAGCUUCGUUAUAUUUUCAGAGAGACUUUUUACUAUCUACCCAAUCUUACCAAACUUACACUCUACAAAAAUCCCUUAAUCUCGCUGCCGGACCAGCUAGUCGGGCACAUGCCAAGACUUCAGGAGUUCUACCUGUAUAAUACCAAUCUUAUCACUGUGCCCUGGAACCUUUUUGCAAACAUGACUGGCCUCAAGUCUUUACAUUUACAUUAUAAUGAAAAGCUUAUUUCACUACCAAAGGAUGUCUUUUCUCACUUGCCUAAUCUUGAAAAGCUAUCUUUAAGAAAAAACAUACUUCAGGAUUUACACAAAGAUCAGUUUUCAUCCUUAACUAAACUUAGGAGUUUAACUCUUAAUGGUAACAAGCUCCGGUCCCUUUCUGCAAAGAUCUUUCAAAAUCUCCAUAGCCUAACCCAUCUUCAGCUGAGCAACAACAAUCUAAACAAACUUCCAGGAGAUAUUUUUGCACAUCUCACUGUAUUGGAGUCUGUCACUCUUGGACGCAACCAGUGGAACUGCACAUGCAGUAUCCUGGACAUUGCAGCAUGGAUAAGUGACAACCAAAAUGUAGUCACUGAUCUACAUGAUGUAUUAUGCCACGAACCUUACCACUUAAUUAACAAACCACUAGUAACGUUAACUAAUGACAGUCUGAAAUGUGGCGUUACCACUACAGGAGACCUACAUGCACAUACUGCUCGCUCCAGGUCCAGUGUAUUCUAUGACACUAAGGUCCUUGUUAACGGCCCUGAUAUUGUCCAUAAUAAUCGCCGUCAGGGCUGGGUGUACCUGUGGACAGUACCUACGUCUGGAGCAUACAGUAGUUUUCUAAUGGCUUUGCAUGUUGUUCUUAUUAUCACCGGUGUUCUUCUGAUCAUAUUCAGCGCCUUUGCAUUCUACCAUCUACACAAAGCUUUGUGGAAAACAGGGAUGACUCUUAGACAUCAGACAAUCAAAACUAAAAGAUUGUGGCGUGUUAAUAGCAAACUUAAGAAAAAAAUAUAACAUUGCACCGUGCAGUAUAUCAUAAUCUUUAGCCAUUGUUUUUCAGUGAAGGUCUGUUGUUCUGAUUAUGGCUAUAUGUGCCUGAACACUGUCUAUAAUUAUAGCAUGUUAAUAUUAUAAUUUAUAUACAUUUUAGUCUCUUAGAGAAAUUUCUUACAAUAAUGUGUGGCAAAAUUGUGUAAAUUUUUUUUGUUUACAUAUUUCCAAUUUAUUUAAGCACUGUUCUUGAUGUAAAAUAAACUAAAAUCAUCUAAUGAAAUAA
Molecule: messenger RNA, 2154 nt
Organism: Clarias gariepinus (North African catfish)
Lineage: Eukaryota; Metazoa; Chordata; Actinopteri; Siluriformes; Clariidae
Product: platelet glycoprotein V-like
Exons: 2
Coding region: 126-1892 (588 amino acids)
Cellular component (GO): extracellular matrix
Molecular function (GO): protein binding
Source: RefSeq, a predicted model, not a curated record